Auxenochlorella protothecoides is the source of this 282-nucleotide messenger RNA. Its product is annotated as Small nuclear ribonucleoprotein-associated protein B'. Gene Ontology annotation, molecular function: RNA binding. Gene Ontology annotation, biological process: mRNA splicing, via spliceosome. The transcript is spliced from 5 exons. Gene Ontology annotation, cellular component: U2 snRNP; cytoplasm; U4 snRNP. The record is from RefSeq and is a predicted model, not a curated record. Bases 1 to 282 code for a protein of 93 amino acids. Lineage: Eukaryota; Viridiplantae; Chlorophyta; Trebouxiophyceae; Chlorellales; Chlorellaceae.
AUGUCUCUCUCUAAAACGAGCAAGCUGCUGCAGUACAUAAACUUCCGCAUGCGGGUCACUCUCAGUGACAAGCGCCAAGUUGUGGGACGGUUUAUGGCUUUCGACCGUCACAUGAACUUGGUCCUGGGAGAUGCGGAGGAGUACCGCAAGCUGCCACCCAAGAAGGGUAUCCCAGAGGAGGAGCGGGAGCAGCGGCGGGUGCUGGGCUUGGUCAUCCUGCGCGGCGACGAGGUCAUGGACCUGACGAUCGAGGGGCCGCCCCCGGCCGACGAGUCACGCUGA